UCACGGGCUAAAACUAUAAAUAAAAAUAUAACAGGAGCAUGAGAGUUUGGGCCUCCAAAAAUCUUGCAUGAUCAACUUUGUUCCCCUGAUUGUUAUCUUCAUUUCCCACAAAUAUGCUGAAAUGAACAGUAUUACAGAGUCUACAGCUACUAAUUACUUCCUUGUCAAGUUGUCAUCAAUAGCUAAUCAUUAGUAUUUCCGUUUUUCUAGAUUUCUUUUCUUGUUCCUCAGACGCCGCGAUUAUCUUAUCCACUAUUUUCUUCAUUAAUUCAGCUAAGAGAGAUCAGCUAAGAGAGAUCAACCUUUUUAAAGGAAGAGAUAUUGAGACCUUAGUUGUUUGGAGACUCUUUGGUGAUGGCAGACCUCAAAGAACGUCUGCUCCCACCAAAACCUGCUUCAGCUGUAAAUCUCAGGGACUCUUCGUACAGGCCAUCUGCUUCGGGCCGUCUCCCUUUCCAAGGAGUAGAUGUUUCGGGCCUUAAAAAACGAGGUCAGGGCCUUCGGUCAUGGAUACGUGUUGAUGUAUCUGGAAACUCCCAAGUGAUUGAAGUCGAUAAGUUCACCAUGAUGCGUCGUUGUGAUCUUCCAGCACGUGAUCUUAGAUUAUUAGACCCGUUAUUCGUUUACCCAUCGACUAUUCUCGGAAGAGAGAAGGCAAUUGUUGUAAAUCUUGAGCAGAUUCGUUGUAUAAUCACGGCGGACGAGGUUUUGUUGUUAAAUUCGCUCGAUAGCUAUGUGCUGCAGUAUGUGGUGGAAUUGCAGAGACGGUUACAGGUUGCGGGUGUUGGUGAGGUUUGGCAGCCCGAUGGCCUGGAUUCGAGCAGAAGAAGAGGAAGCUGGAAUGUUGAUAACAUGUAUGGAAACAACACGUCUCCAGAUUACUUGCCGUUUGAGUUCAGGGCUCUUGAGGUUGCUUUGGAGGCUGCCUGCACUUUUUUGGAUUCUCAGGCUGCAGAAUUAGAGAUCGAAGCAUACCCACUACUGGAUGAACUCACUUCAAAAAUCAGUACCCUGAAUUUGGAACGAGUCCGUAGGUUAAAAAGUAGACUCGUUGCAUUGACUCGGAGAGUUCAAAAGGUCAGGGACGAGAUAGAGCAGCUAAUGGAUGAUGAUGGAGACAUGGCGGAAAUGUAUCUUACAGAAAAGAAAAGGCGCAUGGAGUCGUCUUUCUAUGGCGAUCAAUCUCUAGUGGGCUAUCGCUCGAAUGAUUUGUCAGUUUCUGCACCUGUUUCCCCUGUCUCAUCUCCACCUGAAAACAGGAGGCUCGACAAAUGCCUGAGCAUAGCAAGAAGCAGACAUGAAAGUUUAAGGAGCUCGGAAAGUGCCACGGAUAGUAUAGAGGAGCUUGAGAUGUUAUUGGAGGCCUACUUUGUUGUGAUUGAUAGCACCCUCAAUAAACUGACUUCACUGAAGGAGUAUAUUGAUGAUACGGAAGACUUCAUCAACAUUCAGCUGGAUAACGUUCGAAACCAGCUUAUACAAUUUGAGCUGUUACUUACUACGGCAACUUUUGUUGUCGCAAUAUUUGGAGUGGUUGCUGGGAUAUUUGGCAUGAAUUUCCCAAUACAGAUGUUUGAAGACGCCAGCGCUUUCAAAUGGGUUCUAAUAAUCACGGGAGUUUGUGGGGCCAUCAUUUUUUCCACAUUUUUGUGGUUUUUCAAGUAUCGAAGACUGAUGCCAUUGUAGAAGCUCUGCGUUAAAAAAUUUAAACUGCAGGUUUUGAGUCCAUGACAGGAGCUUGUUAUUAUCGAUAGUCGAGACUUAUUUUGGAGCCUCGAAAUUUCAGAAUGGGUAGGAAAGAAAGAAGGUUAUUGUGCUUCCCAUUCAUUCUCAUCAUUCUUAUCAAUUGUAUGGAAAAAAUAAUAUGUGAUUCUUCCUUUUGUUCUCCUGUCUGUACCCCAACUGUUUUGGUGCCUAGAACCGAAUAUAUUUCAAAAUACGUGAGUUUGUAAUAUAAAUAAAUAAAUUUAUAUUAUUUAAUAUUUGUUUAUAUA
Molecule: messenger RNA, 1994 nt
Organism: Striga asiatica
Lineage: Eukaryota; Viridiplantae; Streptophyta; Magnoliopsida; Lamiales; Orobanchaceae
Source: the annotation of a GenBank genome assembly